AUGUCAUUCGUAAGUAUCCCUGUUCCUGAUAAGCUCAAACCUUCCCCGACUAAAAAGCGCAAGAAGGGUUGCCGAGAACCCACAAUCGAAGAGGACGCGGAUGAAGUUGCUAGCGGCAGUGAAUCCUCGGAGGAUGAGUCUUUGGAAGCACAUACAAUGUCAUUUGACGACCCCGAGGACGCGAAGAGCUUCUACAACGCAUACCGCCCCCGCUCGAGCGACGAGCCCGACCUGUGGAUAUUCACCGCCAAAGACCUGUCGAUCAUGGAAACCCUAGACAGAAAACUCCAGAAGCGCCCAGUUUCAAUACGUGAAGACCUUGCCGGGUAUUAUCCUGGCAUAUCGAGCACUAUGAAGUUGAAACUCGACUACAUGUCCCAGCACCCUGAGGUCUCCGCUUGUGGUGAUGCUCAGACCAGAAUCGCGCUUGUCGGAGAGAACGACGACGAGCAGGCUAUAGAUCACGAAGAAUUCGAGAGUCUAGAUGCGGCAAUUGUCGUUGAUGUACCUUUAUAG
Messenger RNA from Mycena indigotica, 516 nucleotides. RefSeq lists its product as uncharacterized. Lineage: Eukaryota; Fungi; Basidiomycota; Agaricomycetes; Agaricales; Mycenaceae. The record is from RefSeq and is a predicted model, not a curated record. The transcript has 2 exons. Bases 1 to 516 code for a protein of 171 amino acids.